AUGCGCUGUAUGAACAUCUUCCUCUCGGCUCUAGGACUUUGUGUCCUAUACGUGAGCGCUCUACCUACACCAGAUUCCGGUUCCGACGCUGUUUCAGCAGCAGCGGUGGCUUCUACCAGCACAACUCCCUCGCAGGAUGGUUCUUCAGCACCGGCAGAAGCUGAUUCGGACGAUGAGUUUAGCUACCAGUGGCGAAAGUGA
Talaromyces marneffei is the source of this 201-nucleotide messenger RNA. RefSeq lists its product as uncharacterized. NCBI's taxonomy places the organism in Eukaryota, Fungi, Ascomycota, Eurotiomycetes, Eurotiales, Trichocomaceae. The transcript has 2 exons. The record is from RefSeq and is a predicted model, not a curated record. The coding region runs from base 1 to 201 and encodes 66 amino acids.